Peronospora matthiolae is the source of this 837-nucleotide messenger RNA. The record is from the annotation of a GenBank genome assembly. Lineage: Eukaryota; Oomycota; Peronosporomycetes; Peronosporales; Peronosporaceae.
AUGUCGUGGCGGCGCUUUGACCUCAACGUCAAGGGCGUAGAAGGCAUCCAAGAACGCACGAUUGGCGGCGGCAUCGUGACGCUUCUGAGCUGUGUGGUGGCUGCUUUUCUGCUGCUUUCGGAGCUCUCGGUCUGGUGGACGGUGAGUGUCACGCACCGUAUGCACGUGGACACGGACCCACAAGAUUUUCCCAUUACCGUUGAGGUGGACAUUUCGUUCCUUCACGAGACUUGCCAAGCGGUAGCACUAGACGUGAGUGACGCCAAGGGCAAUAAGGACAUUUUGCUGAAUAGAGACAUCCAGGAGGAACCGUUUGGAGAGAACGGGUGCCGAUUCUAUGGCACGGUGCAAGUGCAGAAAGUGGCGGGCGAUUUGUCCUUUGCUCACGAAGGCUCGCUCACCAUCUUUUCGGUCUUCGAAUUCCUCAACUUUAACUCGUCGCAUGUGAUCAAUCACCUGCGCUUUGGUCCGCAGAUUCCGGAUAUGGAGACGCCACUUAUUGAUGUCAGCAAAGUCCUGACGGCAAACUUGGCAACGUACAAGUACUUUGUGAGUGUCGUACCCACUCGCUACAUCUUCCUGAAUGGCAGGUCAGUGGCAACGUUCCAGUAUUCCGUGACGGAACACGAAUCGGUUACACGGGGUCCAAACGGUCAGGUGUCGUUCCCCGGGGUAAUAUUCUCGUACGAUUUCUCGCCCAUAGCUGUGCAAUACGUUGAAUCCAAGCCGUCCGUACUGCACUUCCUCACCAGCACAAGUGCCAUCAUUGGCGGCGUCUUUGCUGUCGCGCGCAUGAUUGAUGGUGCCAUUUACAGUGUCUCCAAGAAAGUUGACUAG